AUACUGGGAUUGGGGAGACAGGGCAAAGAUUUCACCCCUCAGCUCAGUCCUUAAUCCCUGAUUCGUUUUUUUCCUAACAAGAGAACACCCUUUUUGCCACUCCCUGGUUUUCUUUCUCUGGCAGCAAAUGAAGCAGCUGCUGAGCCAGCUCUGGUUUUCGGGAAAUCAGAUGACCUUUUCCCUCUGCCCGGCUCUCUGCCUCUCCCUGCCCCUAUGGUGGACACCAUGGACCCACUGAUGGCUUUUCUUUCCCUGCUGGCCCUGUACCCAGGCUUGGCUGCCGCCACUCCCUCCUGUCCUCAGAAUGUGAAUAUCUCUGGUGGCUCUUUCACCCUCAGCAACGGCUGGGCCCCUGGGAGUGUCCUCACCUACUCCUGCCCCCUGGGCCGUUAUGCAUACCCAGCAGCAACACGGCUGUGCAAGAGCAACGGACAGUGGCAGACUCCAAGAUCCACCCGGCAGACAAAGGCGGUCUGCAAACCCGUUCGCUGUCCAGCCCCUGUUACCUUUGAGAAUGGCAUGUACACCCCACGGCUGGGGUCAUAUCCUGUGGGCGGCAACCUGAGCUUCGAGUGUGAGGAUGGUUUCACGCUGCGGGGCUCACCUGUGCGGCAGUGUCGCCCCAAUGGCAUGUGGGAUGGGGAGACAGCCGUUUGCGACAACGGUGCUGGUUACUGCCCCAACCCGGGCAUUUCAGUAGGUGUGGUGCGGACAGGGUCCUGCUUCGACCUUGGGGACAAGGUCAGGUACCGCUGCUCAUCGAAUCUGGUGCUGACCGGGUCUUCGGAACGGGAGUGCCAGGAUGAUGGGGUCUGGAGUGGGACAGAGCCCAUCUGCCGCCAGCCCUACUCUUACGACUUUCCUGAGGACGUGGCCCCCGCCCUGGGUACUUCCUUGUCCCACCUGCUUGGAGCUACCAAUCCCACCCAGAAGAAGAAGGAAAAUGUGGGCCGCAAGAUCCAAAUCCAGCGCUCGGGUCACCUGAACCUCUACCUGCUCCUGGAUGCCUCUCAGAGUGUGUCGGAAAAAGAUUUUGGCAUCUUCAAGAACAGCGCCAUCCUCAUGGUGGACAGGAUCUUCAGCUUUGAGAUCAAUGUUAGCGUCGCCAUUAUCACCUUUGCAUCAAGGCCCCGAAUCGUCAUGUCUGUUCUGCACCACAACUCCCGGGAUGUGAUGGAAGUGAUCAACAGUCUGGACAACAUCCACUACAAAGAUCAUGAAAAUGGAACUGGGACCAACACCUAUGAGGCCCUAAAUAGUGUCUAUAUCAUGAUGAAUAACCAAAUGCAACGCCUGGGUAUGAACACAGUGGCCUGGCAGGAAAUCCGACAUGCUGUCAUCCUUCUGACAGAUGGAAAGUCCAACAUGGGUGGCUCUCCCAAGCUGGCUGUGGACAAUAUCAAAGAGCUCUUGAACAUCAAGCAGAAGAGGAAUGACUAUCUGGACAUCUAUGCCAUUGGGGUGGGCAACCUGGAUGUGGACUGGAGAGAAUUGAAUGAGCUGGGGUCCAAGAAGGACGGCGAGAGGCAUGCCUUCAUUCUGAAGGACGCAGAGGCUCUGAGCCAGGUCUUUGAGCACAUGCUGGAUGUCUCUCAGCUCACAGACACCAUCUGUGGGGUGGGGAACAUGUCAGCCAAUGCCUCUGCCCAGGAGAGGACACCCUGGCAUGUUACUAUUAAGCCCAAGAGCCAGGAGACCUGCCGGGGGGCCCUCAUCUCUGACCAGUGGGUCCUGACAGCUGCUCACUGCUUCCGCCAAGCCGAGAACCAUACCCUGUGGAGGGUCAGUGUGGGGGAUCCCAAUGCCCAGUGGGGCAAAGACUUCCAGAUUGAGAAAGCAGUGAUCUCCUCGGGGUUCGAUGUCUUUGCCAAGAAGAAUCAGGGAAUCCCAGAGUUCUACGGUGAUGACAUCGCCCUGGUGAAGCUGGCCAAGAAAGUGAAGAUGUCCACUCACGCCAGGCCCAUCUGCCUUCCCUGCACGGUGGGGGCUAAUCUGGCUCUGCGGAGACCCCCAGGCAGCACCUGCCAAAACCAUGAGCAUGAACUUCUGAACCAACAGAGCAUUCCUGCUCAUUUUGUGGCCUUGAAUGGGAGCAAACUGAACAUAAACCUCAAGACAGGGACGGAGUGGACAAGCUGUAUCAACGCCGUCUCCCAAGACAAAACCACAUUCCCCAACUUGACAGAUGUUAGAGAGGUGGUGACAGACCAGUUUCUAUGCAGUGGGACUGGAAAGGAUGACAAUCCCUGCAAGGGAGAAUCUGGGGGAGCAGUUUUCCUUGAGCGGAGAUUCAGGUUUUUUCAGGUGGGCCUGGUGAGCUGGGGUCUCUACAACCCCUGUGGCAGAGAUGAUAAAAAAUCCCGCAAGAGGGCACCCACUGGCAGGGUCCCACCGCCACGAGAUUUCCACAUUAAUCUCUUCCGCCUGCAGCCCUGGCUGAGGCAGCACCUGGAGGGCGUACUGAACUUUUUGCCCCUCUAAUCAUGGCCACCAACCGUUUUGCUGUCCUGCCAGGACCUGCCAUCUGUCCUGUCUCCUACCUCUGAACUUCCACCCUCAGACCCCAUGGCCCUUUCUCACUCCUAGCUCUGAGUAAAUCCCAGCCUCCAGGAUCCUGAAGCAGCACAUUCAAGCUGGGAAAUCCCCAGCGCUCCUGCCGGCGCCCCUCCCACCCUCUACUUUACUUGGCUCACUCUCCUUUCACUUUCACGUGGAAUUUCCAAUUAUGAAAUUAAUAAAAGUCAGUGAUUUUCA
Equus quagga is the source of this 2754-nucleotide messenger RNA. It is a transcript of the gene C2, whose product is annotated as complement C2. The record is from RefSeq and is a predicted model, not a curated record. Gene Ontology annotation, biological process: complement activation; proteolysis. Gene Ontology annotation, molecular function: serine-type endopeptidase activity. NCBI's taxonomy places the organism in Eukaryota, Metazoa, Chordata, Mammalia, Perissodactyla, Equidae. Bases 214 to 2481 code for a protein of 755 amino acids. Gene Ontology annotation, cellular component: extracellular region. The transcript is spliced from 18 exons.